This is a messenger RNA of Clonostachys rhizophaga, 324 nucleotides long. The record is from the annotation of a GenBank genome assembly. NCBI's taxonomy places the organism in Eukaryota, Fungi, Ascomycota, Sordariomycetes, Hypocreales, Bionectriaceae.
AUGAGCUCUUUCGGUUCUCCCGGACUGCGUCCGCCAACAAAGCCCAACCCACCGCAACGAGGAAGUUUCCCUCUCGACCAUGAUGGUGAAUGUCGUGAUAUCAUGAAAGAUUACUUGGCCUGUAUCAAAAAAGUGCGCGGUGUCAACGAGGAUGAAUGCCGUGGCCUGGCCAAGUCAUAUCUUUCGUGCAGAAUGGAUCGAAACUUGAUGGCAAAGGACGAAUUCAAAAAUUUGGGCUUCCAGGAUGCGCCCAAGGCCAAUGGCAGCCAACAGAAGCUGGCAAAAGCCGAUCAGGCCGGCGAUAGUCGAACUGGCUCCAGCUGA